UUUCGCGGGAAAGCGCAGUGACAAUAUGGCCGAAGUCACACGUAAACGCAAAAUUAAAAGUUCACAAAAUACAGCAAAAAAUGUCAAAAACUCGCACCUAUUGAACGAUCUCAUCGCGGAAAAAACACAUUAUCAUGGCUCAAUAGUGCGUAUGAAGUUAAUUAAGUUUCUGUAAGUAGAAAUAGUUGUAUUUAUGCAUUUGAAAAUAUGAAGUUUAAUUUUAUGUCCUUUUGUGUAAAAAGCAGAUGUUUUGAGAUAUUUCUGUGUUUGUAUAGGACAUAUGACGAAUGCGAAUAUUUUCCUGGUCCAAGUUUAAAUGUAAUCCUUGGGCCAAAUGGUGAGAUAUGCACAGCUUUGUUUAAUUUAUGUGUUUAAUUAAUUUAUAAUAAUAAUAUAUAAUUAUAAGUUUAUGGUAUAUGACUUUAUAUGUUGCAACAAAAGAUUAACAGUUAAAUAAACAAUAAAAACAUUGUCCAGUUUUAGUGAGCAUCACCAAAUAGAUUGUAUCCUCAACCUGGUUGGGAAGUUCGGAAAUUGCACACGCGAAAUUUUGAAAAUUUAAUGUUAAAUAUAUAGAAAACAUUGAAACCUUGGAUAUGCAACAGCAACUUUCCACAGACUUCUGAAUCAUAAGGUCGAUUUACAUUAGCUAACUUUUGCCAAAAACUGUUGCAUGCAACCUGCAUACAACUGUGAAAAUCAUGCAAGCACACAACUCGCUUAUGUUGUUGUAGCUGCUUAAAAAUGGGGUGACCAGGCCUAAAAAAAAUACCUGUGGUUCCGGUUUCGUAUUGUGAAAAAAUUGAGGUCGGUAGGUCGGAAAUAAAUAGUUUUUUUAAAUAUUUUUUUUAUGCUUUUGGCGGUUUUUUGCUGGGCGAUUUGCAGUAGAGUCCCGACAUCAAUAUUAACUAGAGAUGCGUACGAUUCCCUAUGGACGAAUUUAGGCAAUUGGUUCAAUAAUUAGUGUGACAACAGAUGCCAUUUUGGCACGCUGUAUGAGCAAUCCCCCAGAGAAAAUAGGGUUGCACGGUCAAUAGCGUUGAAAAAAAAUAGGGUCGGCCGAAAAAAAUAGGGUCGGUUGGGAACCGGAACCACAGGUAUUUUUUAGGCCCCACUGAUAAAUUCCAGUGUUAAAGUUACCCCAGAAGAUUUAAAAUAAAUUAUCAUAUGUGACUUAGGUAGUGGCAAGUCAUCUCUCGUCUGCGCAAUAUGUCUUGGUCUAGCUGGCUCACCUAAAGUCCUUGGACGAGCUGACAAUGUGAGUCUUCAUAAAAGCAAAUCAGUAUACUCUAGAGACAUCAACCAUCAUUUAGUAUUAUAUAAAUGAAUUUUGCUAUUAAUCAAAUUAAUUUAGGUUGGUGAAUUUGUAAAACAUGGCGAGACAAAUGGAUCAGUUGAGCUUGAGUUGUAUGUAUUACAAUAUAAAUAAAAUAUAAGAUAAUCACACAGGUUUCUUUGAUCAGGGAAAAAUUAGCAAUUUAUUGCUGUUGAAUUCUGAAAAGGUAAAAAGGAUUACAUUUAGCAGCUAGAGCCAUCAUCUUUUAUUGAAUAUACAAUCAUCUCAUGGGAUUAUAAAACACUUUUCAGAUAUAAUGAAGAACACAAAGGCAACUACAUUAUAGAGAGACAAAUCACUCGUGAUAAUAAAUCUACUUGGUAUCUCAAUAGGAAAGCAGUUUCUCAGAAAGUUGUAAGUUUUUUAAACCUACGUUUUUGUUACUUGUAAAACGUUUUGUUACUUUGGUAAAAUACAGUAUAUUGUUGCAAAAUUGUUAAUAAUUGUUUAGAUUAACUUCAAUAUUAACAAUUCCAUUUUUAAUACAAAACCUAAUCUUAACCAUAAUCCAAACCAGAAUCCCAACUCUUGUCCUUGUGACAUCAUAUUUCAGGCUGACAAUUUUAAAAAAUUAUCUUUCUUAGAUACAGGAUUUAGUAAAUAAGCUAAAUAUUCAGAUCAACAAUUUGUGCCAAUUCUUGCCCCAGGUAACUCAUACUAUUGUCUCGUAUGUGAGCAUUUUACUUGUAUUUUUUUAUAUUAAUUUAUAUUAAUUUAUAUAGUAUUGUCAGUUGCCAAAUUCUGACUACAUUAUUUUUGAAUCUAGGAAAAAGUUGUUGAAUUUGCUAAAAUGUCUCCUCAAGAAUUGUUAGUUGCCACAGAGAAGGCAGUAAGUACGCCAGCAAAAAACUGUCAUCACCUGGCAACCAAAAUCACCAUCAUCACCACCACCAUAUAUUUUUAUAACCACCAUCAUCUGCACAAUCAUUACCAUCAUUUCCACCACCAUCAUCACCACCAUCGUCAUUACCACCACCAUCAUCAUCACCAUUAUCACUACCACCAUAUAUUAUUAUCAUCACCACCAUCAUCAUCUGCACAAUCAUUACCAUCAUUUCCACCACCAUCAUCACCACCAUCAUCAUCACCACCAUUAUCACUACCACCAUAUAUUAUCAUCACCAUGCACCAUCAUCUUCACAAUCAGUCAGUACCAUCAUUAUCUCCAGCACCAUUAUCACCACAAUUAUCAUGACCAUAAUCACCACCAUCAUCAUCUGUGACAUAUCAAACCAGUUGACAUAUUGGUAAUACUAUAAUGUUGCAAAACAUCUUCCCCCAUGGAUAAACUCUGCAAUGACAAUGUUUCAGGUUGGUCCACCAGAUAUGUGGCAAAACCAUCAAGAUCUCAUUACAUUAGGAAAGAGAGGAAAAGAUAUGGAGGUGGGAAUAUAUCUUCUUUCUUCACUUGGAGUUGAUUAUGCAAAGUCCAGAAGUAACUACUGCUACUAAUGUUUUCAGCUUCUAUAAAAGCCCUCUCACCCCAUGGCCAGACGAUCAAUACCCAAGCGAUUGUUUUUUCUAAAGGGUUUGUUUUAAAUUUCUAAAUUUCAAGGCAUCAUUGACAGAGAAGCAGGAACAUUUGGAAAAACUGGAACAACAGAACAGUAGGUUGGAACAUGAAGUCAAAAGAUUUCAGGAGCGAGAAAAACAUUUGGAGAAAAUUAGAGUUUUAGAAAAGAAAAAACCAUGGGCAGUAAGUAUUACAAUAACUAGGUGAUUCAAUUUAACACUAGCAUUCCAAAUAAACUAUUGUAACCAUCAGUAUAAUUACCAUGGUCAUUACUCUUAUAUACUGUAUGAUAAUCUUUACCAUCACCACCAGUACCGUACCUAUCAUCAUCACUAGUUCACUAAUACCAUUUUCACUACCAUCAUCACCACCACCAUCAUCACCACCACCAUCAUCAUUACCAACAUCAUUGCCAACAUCACACCACCAUCAUCACCACCACAAUUACCAUAAUCAUCACUGUCAUCACCAUCACCACAAUUACCAUAAUCACCACAGUCAUCACCACAAUUACCAUAAUCAUCACCACAAUUACCAUAAUCAUCACCGGACACCAUCACCACAAUGACGAUAAUUUUCACCCAGGAAUAUGAGGAGCUGAGACAACAGUUUGUUAAGAAAAGAGAGAAACGAGACGAGUUGAAGAAAGUGAUAGACCAAGCAAGAAAGCAAAAUGCUCCACUGGAGAAGAAGAAAAACGAAGCAGCUACAAAAGUCCAACAACAUGCCGAGGAAAGUCGUCAACUGGUAAUGAGAUAGAGUAAUCAUUAGCGAGGUUCAGAUUUGACGUCCGCUACCAUUAAGGGACCAUAUUAGCCAAUGAGAUCCGUUUGAUAUAUCUGAUCAACCAAUCAGAUGCGUUUGAUGUAUCUGAUCAACCAAUCAGAUGUUGUCUAAGCCAGUGAGAGGUAGUGGAAGUCAAAUCUGAACCACUCUAUUACCUCCGCCAGGAAGUUAUGUUUUUAUCUGCGUUUGUAUGCGUCUGUGUGUUUAUCUGUCUGACAGGACAAUAACUUUAAAAAUAUCAAACGUAUCAUUUCCAGGGAGAGAAAGGUAGACAGGCUCAUCAAAGUCUCAAGAACAAAAAAGAUAAACUCGAUGAAUGGCUGGAUAAGGUGGGAAAACAUUUUAUUACUAAACCCAAUUAAGAUCUUUUGAAUGUAUCCAUCACUUACGUUUACUUCAUUGACCACUGGCAAUAUUUUUUGCAGGUGAAAGACAAAGAAAAUGAGCUUAAAGAAAUGGUGGACCAACAGAAAAGCAUACAAAAGAAGUAAUGGGCUGAUUGAAUGAAAGUUUAUUUAAAUAAAAAGCUGGGUUCUCUAAAUAGAAUUAAUUUUGGAAAUGUAUACGUUUUCAUGUUAAUAUGUUAUAUACUGUAACCUGCGUGUUUUUGUUUGCUAGAAUUUCUACUUUGGAGGGAAUUGUCCAAGGUUUAAAAGAUGAAUUGGAAAAUCUUCCAGGACCGGAAACAUUUCAGGUAAUUCACAAAACAUUUCGGAUACAAUUUAAGUACUAAAGAAAUGACAGCAGAGUGUAUUGUCACCUGUGUAUUGUAAAUUUAGCCUCGCUUGCUGGAGAUCAACAGUGAAGCUCGAGCACUCCAGCAACAAAUAAACCAAAUUCAAACCGAUGCACAUAACCUUAAAGAGGAGAAAGGCAGUUCUGGACAACGAUUGAGAAGUAAGUAAACCAGAUGAAGUUAGUUUAGCGCUCCGGAUAGACAAUUUGUCGAGAAAUAGGAAAUUGUCAAUACAAUAGAAAAUUGAAGGAUUUGUAAGAAAUGUUUGAGGGAAGUGUCUUGGUGUUUAAGACUGAGUCAGUUUCCUCAAACAUUUCUUACACAUCCUUCAAAACGUAGGAUUUACCUAUGCAAGAUUCCUACUGUGAUCACCGAAACUUUAUAGUGCGAACCAGGCUUAAGAAAGGUGUCUAUGCAUAAGGAGAGCUUCGACAUUUUUUGUGGUUUUUUUUCCAGGUGUCAGAGACAGGUUAAGUCGUCUUGAAGACAAGAAGAAUCAGCGUUUGGAGUUCUUAAGAACGCAUUAUAAAGACACGUACAAUGCUGUCAUGUGGCUUCGUGACAAUCAAGACAAGUUUGAAAAACCUGUCCAUGAACCUAUUAUGCUUUUGGUGAGGAUCAUUGUUACAGAUUCUGUUGUACUAGUUGUAAUUGUUAUGGUUGUAGUACAUGUAACAGUGAAAGUAGGUACAAGCUGUUGACCAAGGUGGCCUGGGAACUAGUGAUGGUACUUGAAUUAAGGAAAGAUCCGUGCACGUGGUAUGCUGAACUGGCAAUCACACUCGGGCACCCAUCACACCAAUACAGUUGGUGGUAAAAAAUAAUCCACAUGCCUAUUAUGAUAAAGAGAGGGUUGGAGGCUCUUUGGAGAGGGUUGGAUGUUCUUUGGAGAGGGUUGGAGACUCCAUGGAGACUCUUUGGAGAGCGUUGGAGGCUCUUUCCCCAUAGUUACAUUAAUGGUACCUUGAUAGUUACUUACAUUAAUGGUACCUUGAUGGUUACUUAAAUUAAUGGUUUCUUUAAAUGAUAUUGUUCAUUUUCCUUUCCAUGGUGUAGGUGAACAUGAACAGAACAGAAGACGCUAAGUUUCUUGAGAUGGUUGUCCCUGGCAACGACAUGAGAGCGUUUGUCUGUGAAACAAGAAAAGAUCUACAGUUGUUUUUAUCGGAGGUAAAGUACGCCGGUGGUAUACACCAACCAGAAGAUUUGAUUUUGUGAACAGUCGUUAAUGAAAAGAAACUUGUUGCAAAGGAAUUCGUUAAAACAACAAGCAUUUUUCAGGUUCGUGAUAAGCAAUCUUUGAGAGUUAACGCAGUUGCUCCACCUGAAACUCCAUUGGCAAAUUUCAAACCCAGGAGAACUAUUGACCAGAUCAAGUACGUAAUACUACUACUGCUCAAUUAUACAUUUGAUGAUUAAGUAGAGGCUACAAAUCAUCUUGCAGCUAAGUACUGAUUUGCAAAAGACGCAGGUCAAACAGGACGAGUCGAACAACAACAAGGACGACGACAGCACCAACAACAACAACAACAACAACAACAAUAACAAUAACAAUAACAGCAACAACAACAACGUUUAUUUGUGUCUUUACAAUAGUAUUUACAAACAGUAUUAGUCUAUCAAUGUAAUACGAGGUGGAAUGGUUAGUUUUUGGUGAGGAAGGAAAACCGGAGUACCGAGAGAGAACCAAUAACAAUGCUACUUACACGAGUUUUCAAGUGCGCCAAUCAGAGCAGAGUAGUCACCCAUUAUAAGUAAACACUACCGUCGAUUUACAUUAGCAGACCUAUUAUUCAAUAGUAAGGAACUGUUAAAGGUAUGGACAUUCGUCUUCUUGAGUUCAUUUAUACCUGACGAAAUAUAUAAUUUCAGGCAAUGGGGAUUCCACCAUUACUUGAAGGAGCUGUUCACUGCUCCUGAUGCUGUGAUGCGAUAUUUAUGUGAGAACUGUAAAAUCCACGACAUUCCACUGGGGACUGAAUACACCCAAAACCACGCUGAAGAGGUACUGACCUUUGCUAGACUCAUUAUUUCUACUGUAUAAGCCAACCUCCAGGGAGAACAUUUUAAAAUUGAUGUCGUACGAUCGUGUCGAUUAGUCGUACGUAUAACUGGCAUGCCAAUGAUUAUUGCCGCAUACUUUCAAACAUUUUGUUUGCUGUAGGUUAUAAAGAACUCCGGUCUGUGGCAAUUCUAUACGCCGGCAUUGAAGGUACUAUUUGGAAAAUUAAAUUCAAAGCAGAGGAUAUUAAAAUGAAGCUAAAUUAUAACUGUGUUUUCCCGUUUAGUAUGUCGUGAAAACCUCGCGUUAUGGAAAUCGUGAAAAGUCGACUCUCACAUCAAGCAUUAAGUAAGUUGUGUUCUUCGAGAAUAACGAGGACAAAGAAAGAUAGUUCAUCAUUUGGUAAUUUUGUUCUCUUCAGGGAUGCGAUGAUUUUCAGUAUUUCUGUCGAUAUGGAACAGAAAAAACGACUGGAACUUGAGAAACAGGUAUUUAAUCCACAUGUUCAAUCAGUCAUGUUCAACAUGUUCAACCAGCAUUUGUAGUGUCGUGCUCACUACGCUUGCCUUUCAAAGUGGGAGACCCGAGUUUAAUCCUUGGUCAGACCUCCACUCAAGCUCUUAAAAUAAUUGAGGAGAAAGAGCUACCUUUACAUUAACAUCAGUAAAUGGUUAGACUUUCGCGUCUUCUCGGAUAAGGACGUUAAAAUCGUAAGUACCUCGGAUCCCCUAUCAAAUUCGUAAUAGAUUAUUAUAUCGUGAACGUAUGGAUUUCUGUUUCUCAACGUUUAUAGGAAAUCGAGAAAACGUUACGCGAGAUAGAUGAGAACAUGAAACUUCUCCUUACGGCAGACAAAAGUGAGCAGUUGAAAGUGGAGAAACUUCGCAAUGAGAAGGUAUAUUGGGGGUAGGGGUGCACCGGAUUUGGAAUUUUCAAAUCCGGCCGGAACCGGAUUUACCGGAUUUGGACAAAAAUUCCGGCCGGAUUUGCCGGAUUUUAGAUAAAACCGGUAAUGGGGACAAUUGGGGAUAAAUUGGGAUAAUUCAGUAUUCAAAAUGGCGGUUUAUGUUUUUUACUAUUUUUAGUUAGU
This is a messenger RNA of Paramuricea clavata, 7463 nucleotides long. Lineage: Eukaryota; Metazoa; Cnidaria; Anthozoa; Malacalcyonacea; Plexauridae. The record is from the annotation of a GenBank genome assembly.